Sebastes umbrosus (honeycomb rockfish) is the source of this 1882-nucleotide messenger RNA. It is a transcript of the gene uck2a, whose product is annotated as uridine-cytidine kinase 2a. Lineage: Eukaryota; Metazoa; Chordata; Actinopteri; Perciformes; Sebastidae. Gene Ontology annotation, cellular component: cytosol; cytoplasm. The transcript is spliced from 7 exons. Bases 85 to 873 code for a protein of 262 amino acids. Gene Ontology annotation, molecular function: ATP binding; kinase activity. The record is from RefSeq and is a predicted model, not a curated record.
AUGGGAGGAGCGCGCGAGGAGCGCAGGCACCCCCGUGUGUCUGUGAAAGAGAGCUCGAGGGCCGUAGCGCGCUGCAGAUGAAGCAUGGCAGGCGACAGCGAGACAAAGCCAGGUGACCAAGCCGAAAAUGAGAGCAUUAAUCGGCAGCCUUUCAUCAUCGGUGUGGCUGGAGGGACAGCCAGCGGCAAGUCGUCGGUGUGCAGCAAGAUCAUGGAGCUGCUGGGCCAGAACGAGAUCGACCACCACCAGCGGCAAGUGGCCAUCCUCAGCCAAGACAGCUUCUACAGGGUCCUCACCCCGGAGCAGAAGGCCAAGGCACUCAAGGGCCAGUUCAACUUCGACCACCCGGAUGCAUUCGACAACGACCUCAUAAUCGCGACUUUGUGGGACAUCAAUGAGGGAAAAACCGUGCACAUCCCUGUUUAUGACUUUGUCUCCCAUUCCAGGAAAGAAGAGACGGUGACCGUGUAUCCUGCUGACGUGGUGCUGUUUGAGGGCAUCCUGAUGUUCUACUCUCAGGAGGUCCGAGACCUUUUCCAAAUGAAGCUAUUUGUGGACACUGAUGCUGACACACGUUUAUCUCGAAGAGUGCUGCGUGAUAUAAGUGAACGUGGACGGGACUUGGAAAGCGUUCUAACACAGUACAUUACUUUUGUCAAGCCUGCAUUUGAGGAAUUCUGUCUGCCAACGAAGAAAUACGCUGAUGUGAUCAUACCGAGAGGAGUUGACAACCUCGUUGCCAUAAAUCUCAUAGUUCAGCACAUCCAGGAUAUUCUAAACGGCGGUUUGACCAAACGGCUCAACGGCUGGUUUAACAGUUGUGGAACAACUAAGAAGCAGCCGAACAUGGAGUCCAGCAGUCGGCCUCACUGAGUGCAGCCCUCUCCGGUGAGAGGAGGGAGGGUUCACCGGGCCGCACGGGCCCAAUGUGCUCUACAUUGUGGUUCACAGGGCAGGAGUAAUUACCAGGGAAUCAAAAAGGCCUCUUUUUGAUAUGAUUCUGUUUGGACUGAGGAAAUAAGAAAGGAAACCAUUCCUUUGUGGGGCUGGUUUAAAGCUGUAUUCAGUUAUUUUUCUCUUUAAUUUGUGUACUGUAUGAAAUGGAAGAGGGAAAAAUACAAAGGGGCUAACAUGUAAUUUAAUUUCAAACUGCUGCUUUCCAUUACAACAGCACUGAAACUAACUACAGAAGCCAUUACGGUGUCUAACAAGAUUUCCGAGCACUUGACAGCCUUUAACCAUACAAUAAAUGCUGUUUAAUGGCAGGGCCUUACAUUAUCUCACCUUACAGGUGCACCGUCUGACCGGACUAACUCCCUUUAUCAAUGCAACUUGACAUCUUUUUUUUUCAAGCUCUGUGUAAAGCAUAUUUUGACUUGUACAAAUGGAUUUUGAAAUGAUGUACUAAUGGGUUGAGAUGUCUGAAGUUUGUCACUUGCUUUGUCUCGUCUAAAUCUAACAAAAUUAAUUAGUUAUAAGUCAAAUCAAACAACCGAUUCCCACCUCAAAUCACCUGAUGUAUGACAUCGCCAAAGAUAAUUUUCCGUACCGUCUUUGUGGACUAAUUGUGUAAAUGAUUAUUUCAGCGUGAUACUGACAUGACUGUAACUCAUUUGGUAAGAUGUUGGUAACAAAUAGAAACAAUUACUUGUGUUGUAAUGAAAUUACCACAAAGUAUUAUUUUUCUUUUGAUUCCCAGAAACUUGAAUCCUCAGAUGUAUGUAUGCAAGUUUCAUUUGAAGGAUACACUGAAAAUGGUGUUAAAAGUUGUUAAAAUGUCAUUAAGUACAAGAUACCCGAUGUAAAUGUGUUCUGUAAAUGUUGUUUAAUGGAGUUUUCUUCCUGUAUACAUUUUCCCAUGAUAAAAUUCUCAGGUACUCUU